AGAGGAAAAUUGUAUACAUGAAGCCGCAUGAAAGCCUGGAUGCAACCUAAUAUUUACAAUUAAAAUGGCUGCCAAUGCAUUGCGAAAAAAUAUUUUGAAUGUUAAAUGUCUUAGAACAGAUUUACGACAAUUUCAUACUGUUAAAAAGUCUGCGACAGGUUUGAAUACCACAAUUAUUGUUGGGACUUCGUGUACUUGUUUAGUUGCAUGGCAGGCAUGGCGGAAAUAUCGCAAAAAUGAGAAAUUUCUUCCAAAAGUUUAUGCUGCCCAGGUCGAGAAAGCAGAGAAAACUUCAAAUCCAAAGACCCAUAGAGAAGUGAGGUUUGAACAGUUUGCAUCGGUACAAUGUGAAGGUGUAAUUUAUAUGACGCCUCAAGAUUUUCUGGAAUCUGUGACGGAGGAAGUACCAAGACAUAUGAAAAAUGGAUCUUCUGCUCGUAUUGGACGCACCAAUUUGACACCACAAGAAGCAACAGAAUGGCUCAAGAAUACGCCACCAAAGCGAAGGGGAUCGAAAAAUCUAUUCCGAUCCAUGCAUGACAAGGGUUUGAUCUCUUACACAGAGUACCUGUUUUUGCUGUGUAUAUUGACAAAGCCUCAGUCUGGUUUCAGGAUUGCCUUCAAUAUGUUUGACACGGACGGGAACCAAAUUGUGGACAAACGAGAAUUUUUAGUUUUGGAAUCAUUCUUCAUUCUUCCGCCACACGAGCGCAAGUUUGUUCCCCGAGAAAAAAAGCAUUUGCAGGCGUUACUAGAUCUAGAGGGUGUGUUUAGUAAACAGAGGGACUCUAGCGCAAAGAAACAGUCUGACAAACCUGAAGACGGCACCGAAAAAUCAGUGGAGCCAAUCCAGGAGACGACAUUGUUGUUACAUUUCUUUGGAAGACGAGGAAACGAUGUACUCAAAUAUGAAGAUUUUCACACAUUCAUGACAAACUUACAGAGUGAGGUGAUAGAGUUAGAGUUUCUAGAGUUUUCUAAAGGUAUGCAGACGAUAUCGGAGGAAGAUUUUGCACACAUUCUCCUACGUUACACAAAUCUUGACCAGCUUGAGAUAGGGGAAUGUAUCAACAGAGUGAAAGAAAGGAUGCCUGUAGAAAAG
Molecule: messenger RNA, 1102 nt
Organism: Ruditapes philippinarum (Manila clam)
Lineage: Eukaryota; Metazoa; Mollusca; Bivalvia; Venerida; Veneridae
Product: calcium uptake protein 3, mitochondrial-like
Biological process (GO): calcium import into the mitochondrion; mitochondrial calcium ion homeostasis
Cellular component (GO): uniplex complex
Molecular function (GO): calcium ion binding
Source: RefSeq, a predicted model, not a curated record